Messenger RNA from Moesziomyces antarcticus, 2562 nucleotides. RefSeq names its product d-lactate dehydrogenase. NCBI's taxonomy places the organism in Eukaryota, Fungi, Basidiomycota, Ustilaginomycetes, Ustilaginales, Ustilaginaceae. Gene Ontology annotation, cellular component: mitochondrion; mitochondrial intermembrane space. Gene Ontology annotation, molecular function: FAD binding; catalytic activity. The record is from RefSeq and is a predicted model, not a curated record. The transcript is spliced from 2 exons. Bases 1 to 2562 code for a protein of 853 amino acids.
AUGCUCCAGCCAGCCUCGCGCCCCGCUGCACCCCGAAUCAUCGGCACCUCCGCUGCCACCGCCACAUACUCGACUCGAGCUUCGCCAUCGCUAGUUCCUCGCGCUGCCCUUCGCGCCGCGCAGCCGCACCUCGCAGGACCUUCGCUUCGUCGCGGCCUUGCCACCGUGGCUCGCUCCGACGCUUUCGCCAACCUCACCUCGGCCGACGUCGAGGCGUUCGCAAAGAUCCUGCCCUCUCCCUCCCAGAUCCUCACCACCAUCGCUCCCGAAUCCGGUUCUGCUUCAUACCAGCCAGUUGACCCGAGCGAGCUCGACACGUUCAACAAUGACUGGAUGAACAAAUACCACGGAAGGUCGCAGCUCGUGCUCAAGCCAAAGACCACCAGCGAGGUCUCCGAGAUCAUGAAGUACUGCCAUGCGAAGAACAUCGCCGUCGUGCCGCAGGGAGGCAACACGGGCCUUGUCGGUGGCGGUGUACCUGUAUUCGAUGAGGUCGUCGUCCAGCUCGGCGGCCUCAACAAGAUCCGCUCCUUCGACGAGGUGGCCGGCACGCUCGUAUGCGACGCAGGCUGCAUCCUCGAGAGCCUCGACAACCACAUUGGCGAAAAGGGUUACAUGAUGCCGCUCGACCUCGGUGCCAAGGGCUCGUGUCACAUCGGAGGCAACGUCGCCACCAACGCCGGCGGCCUGCGCUUCCUCCGAUACGGCAGCUUGCACGGCACCGUGCUCGGCCUCGAGGUGGUGCUGCCGGACGGCACCGUCAUGGACACGCUCUCGACGCUGCGCAAGGACAACACCGGCUUCGACCUCAAGCAGCUCUUCAUCGGCUCCGAGGGCACCAUCGGCCUCAUCACCGGCGUCGCCAUCGCCACUCCGCGCAGACCCUCGGCGGUCAACGUCGCCGUGUUUGCGCUCGACUCGUACGACGCGGUGCAGACCGUCUUUGGCCAGGUCAAGAAGCACUGCGGCGAGAUCCUAUCCGCGUUCGAGUUCUUCGACCAGACGUCGUUCGACGUGGUGCAGAAACACGCCACCGCCGGUGUGCGCGAUCCGUUCGAGGCGAGGCACCCCUUCUACGUGCUCAUCGAGACGAGCGGCUCCAACAAGGACCACGACGACGAGAAGCUGCAGUUGCUGCUUGAGCACCUCAUGGAGGAGGGCAUGAUCCAGGACGGCGUGCUGGCCCAGGACGAGACACAGCUGCAGGGCCUGUGGGCGCUGCGAGAGAGCAUCCCCGAGGCGGCGGGCAAGAUGGGCAAGGUGUUCAAGUACGACCUCUCGAUGCCCAUCGACAAGAUGUACGCGCUGGUGCAGGACAUGCGCACGCGCUUCGACGAGCACGGUGUGCAUGGCGAGGGCAACGACGUCGGCGCCGUCUGCGGCUACGGCCACAUCGGCGACGGCAACCUCCACAUCAACAUCGUCGCCAAGUCGUACGACCCCAAGAUCGAGAGCAUCAUCGAGCCGUACAUCUACGAAUGGACGUCCAACGUCAAGGGAUCCGUCAGCGCCGAGCACGGCCUUGGUCUCAUGAAGGCCACCAAGAUCGGAUAUACAAAGACGCCCGAGAGCAUCGAGUACAUGAAGAAGAUCAAGAACGUCUUUGAUCCCAAGGGCAUCCUCAACCCGUACAAGUACAUCCAGAAGAUUACGACAUGCGCAGCCGCACACCGCCGCUACCAUCACCUCCUCUUUACGCAACGACUGCGCCAUCAGAUCAUCGGCAGAGCUGCUGCGCACUUUCGAAAGGAUCAAGCUUGGUCCUACAAAACUUGCGGGAUGUCCACGUGGGUUUCGCCGUCUAUGUCGCGGUUCAACCGCUCGGGCACGUCUAGCCAUUCGGAGCCCGAUUCGUCGGAGCGGUCUGCAUUCGCGCCCGAAUACGAGCCCGUGCAACUCGGGUCGUCGUCGGUGCUGAAGCCACUCACGCCUCCGAGCGUAUCGAAUUUGACGCCGUCUACGUGUUUGGCGAUCGGCGAGUUCAAGGAGCUGCUUCGGCAGUACCGUCAGCUGGAUGAUGGCAUUACGACGCGGCUCAAUCGCAGCUUUGCGCGCUCGCGAGCGCUGGGCCAGAGCUCUUCUCCCUCGCUCCUCUCCUCGUCUACAAACUCGGCCAGCUCGGUAGACCUUGGUACUAGCACGUAUGCGACGCCGCAACCCGCAGCAUGUGCGGCAUUCUGGCGCGAACUUGUGGAUGUGUGGAUCGGACGCGAAGAAGUCGUUCGCUUCUGCAUCAAGGUCGCCGACCAAACUUCCAAUCCUAACCCCGCAGUCGGAUCAACAGAUCAAAGGUUGGAUGCAGAUUUCGUGCCAACAAGUAGCAAGCAGGACAGGUGGAGUAGGGCAGAGAAUACAGCCGAGACGCUCAAUAGACAGCUGCACAACGAGCUCAAGGUAGAAAGCAUCAUUCGCGCUCGCAGCCUCGACGCCUUCAAGUCAAGAUGCAGGUUCUUCACACCAUCCCCACCCGCGGGGCCCGAGGGUGACCGCGAACGUGCAAUGUGGCUAGGCAUUCCAACCCCAGCUGCCAGAGCAAGCCAGCAAGGAGCCCCACUUCCAUGA